Messenger RNA from Rhopalosiphum maidis (corn leaf aphid), 1519 nucleotides. RefSeq lists its product as uncharacterized. The transcript has 5 exons. The record is from RefSeq and is a predicted model, not a curated record. Bases 68 to 1459 code for a protein of 463 amino acids. Lineage: Eukaryota; Metazoa; Arthropoda; Insecta; Hemiptera; Aphididae.
UGUACAGCGUGCACAUGUCAUUGCGACAACCAUCUGCGCCGUACCUAUACUCGGGCCCGCUGAUCACAUGGACGCGGCCAAGCUGGAGGCCAAAUGGCCGCCCGACAGGAAAUCCGCAAUCGAAGCAUCCGAGUUUGGUAUUUACAAGGAGCCGUCCGACGGGAAACGUCUGAGCGGCACAGACAGGGCCACCGGAUGUCUCCUGGUACUAUCGCUGAUCGCCGCUGCCGCAGUAGUGCUGUACUUUUCGUUCUAUGAUUAUACAAUUCCAACAACUCAAGGUGCAUCUACUGGACCAAUAGUGAGUUACGCUAAAUAUGUAAAAGAAAAAAAUACGAUGACUUCUCAAACAGCUAACCGUUCAACAGACGGGCUUUUAGCUGCAGUUCUCGGUAUACAAAAUGCCGAGAAAUACACGACAUGUGCCCCGGCGGACGACGUAGUUAUUGCCAAAAGAAUCGAUGACGGUAAAUUAGAAAACGGUAGGCAAAUGCGAUUUUAUCCACAGCUGCCGCCACAACGGCCCACUUAUUUAUCUUACGACUCAAAUUAUUGGAGAACUAAUUCCAAUAAAAACAAUAAGCUCGAAUAUUCCGAUGGUAUAUACGGGUUCAAUCGGAGAUCGGAUUUUCCACAGUUGGCAGCUUAUCGGGCACCAUUUCCACCAAAAAGCAUCCUGGACGUAAUGAAGUACGUGACAGGCUCCCCUCAUAAGGCAAACAUUCCUGAGUACAUGAUAGCGCAAGAAUCCAACCCUCAGUUCUAUCCUAUCAGACCGGCAGAAGAAGUCAACAGAUUCCUACCAGAUGUAAAUACGCCAAGUACCAAUUCGAGGAGAUUCCGCAACAAAUUUGGUCCACCGGUAUACUUGACACCACCUAUCAUGUCGUUACCGGAUGACUUUAUGAAGCCACCUAACCCCGAUGCCCGUUAUUCGAUGGAUUUUGAGAGUGACGUUCCUUUAGACCUUACACUAGAAGAAGGAUCAGCUAGUGUACCGUCACAUACUGGUGUAAUAUUCCGUCCACCAUCUUUUAACAAUGGUUACCCUAUAGCAGAUUCUCCAAAACCAAAAAAAGUUAAAAAUAAAAGAAAAAAAAAGCCAAUAAGUGUAAUGUUAGACAUCUAUCCAUUAUCAGAUGGUGAACACGAAAACGAACAAGUUGACGAAGAUGAAGAAGAACAUAAUUCUGAGAUUAUUACUUCGUUAAAAAACAAUAUCCAACACUCAGAUUCAGAUAAAUUAUUAUUUCGAUUGAACCUAUUUCCAAAAUUCAGUGAAGGUGGUCGUAGAAUUUCUAAAAAUGUGAAAUACGAAGAACAAGACGAUCAUAAACCAAUUAUUCAUUUGACAACGCAUAAGCCAUUACAAGACAAAGAAGAAAACGACGAAAAAGAAAAACUAUUUGAAUAUUCGUCGGAAUCAAAAAAUAUAGCAAAUAUAUCAAAAACACAAUAACACUGAACUCAAGACUUAAACCAUAUUAAAUAAGUUAUAUUUAAUUAAUACAAAUGUUAA